GCCGAUCUCUUUCAUUGUUUCCCACUCGAAUUCAAAUUGAAAUCUUAACCCUAAUUUCUCGAUUUCCUUUAGCUUCUCAAAUUUUCUCGCGAAAAUGUCAGGCCGUGGAAAGGGUGGUAAGGGACUCGGAAAGGGAGGUGCAAAGAGGCAUAGGAAGGUUCUUCGUGAUAACAUCCAAGGUAUCACAAAGCCAGCUAUUCGUAGAUUGGCAAGAAGAGGAGGUGUGAAGAGGAUCAGUGGUUUGAUCUAUGAAGAAACCAGAGGAGUUCUCAAGAUCUUUUUGGAAAACGUCAUUCGUGAUGCUGUUACAUACACUGAGCACGCAAGGAGGAAGACUGUUACCGCCAUGGAUGUUGUUUAUGCUCUUAAGAGACAGGGAAGAACCUUAUAUGGAUUUGGAGGUUGAUUAAGAAUCAUUCAUUUCUUUAUUGUUAUUAGCUUUAGAUUUGUAAUAGGAGUGUGAUUGUAAUUCUUGAAUCUUGUGAUGAUGUUUAGGUUAAUUGCGAGAUGAAAUUCUCAAUGAAAUCACAACAUACUCAAUUUACACGGUUUGAAAUUGAAAUCUAAUGAAAACCAGUGCUUUUUGUUGA
This is a messenger RNA of Lathyrus oleraceus (garden pea), 590 nucleotides long. Its product is annotated as histone H4. The record is from RefSeq and is a predicted model, not a curated record. Gene Ontology annotation, molecular function: DNA binding; structural constituent of chromatin; protein heterodimerization activity. Bases 95 to 406 code for a protein of 103 amino acids. Gene Ontology annotation, cellular component: nucleosome. The transcript has a single exon. Lineage: Eukaryota; Viridiplantae; Streptophyta; Magnoliopsida; Fabales; Fabaceae.